AUGACGAAUUUAUGUGUUUACGUUGGUUUAUUGCUGUCUCUGCUGGUGGUAACCGGUCGGGCUCAUCUAAAUCUGUACCUCAACGAGAUCGAAGUCCAGAGAUUAUUAGGACUUUCCGCAGAAAUCUACUACGUCCGCGAGGGUCAGGUGAACGAGUAUGCUCUUCAUUUCACGGUUCCCGUUCCGGCGGAAGUUGAGGAGAUCUCAUUCACCUGGCAGAGCCUGGCCAAAAGGCCGCUUCCUUACCAGAUCAACAUCGUUUCGCCGGAUCCGAUCGCACUGCCGAAGCCCUCGAUGAAUAUCUCCCAGCAGGGUGAAAUCCCGGAGCAUAUCGAAACGUUUGCCAUCGGGCUGCGCUGCAGUGGACGAGAAACGGCCGAGGUUGACGUGACCAUAACGGUGGAAGUGACACUCGAUCGACUCACAGGAAACGCAACAGAGUUGGUGUUUCGACGGAAGAAGAUCUGCUUGAUGAGUGAACAUCCUGAUGCAAACCAACCGGAUCCUUACCUGCUAGAAAACGCGUCCAACGGUCAGAAUGGACUGAUCACGCUCAUCAUCGGCGGGAUUCUGGCGAUUCUUUUCGUGGCAACCAUCAUCUUGAUCGCGUACUGUGCCCAGGGAUCGUUCCGCCGAAAGCCACAACACGCUCAACCGAUCCGUACCUCCAGUUUCCAGUGCCUCCAACCACACGCUUCAUCGGCCCCCUCGUCGAUACUCUCACCAUCCUACGUUGUCCCCACGAUAGCAACCCUUUCCCGCACUCGAAUCUAUGCGAAUGCCGAACCAGAAGAACUGCAGCGACGCAUUUCCGAGCUGACCGUGCAACGCUGUCGGGUGCGCCUCUCCAGCCUACUUCAGGAAGGAACCUUCGGGCGAGUCUACCGGGGCAGCUACAACGACAGCCAGGAAGUGCUGGUGAAAACCGUCGGACCGCACGCGUCCCAAAUCCAGGUCUCGCUCCUCCUACACGAAGGCAUGAGCUUGUACGGUGCACAACAUCCCGGUAUCCUGUCCGUCCUGGGUGUCUCGAUCGAUGACCAUACGGCACCAUUCCUACUCUACCUCGCGCCAGAGAACUCGCGCAACCUGAAGAUCUUCCUCCAGGAACCGGUGGCCCGAACGCUGACCACGAUCCAGAUCGUCAAGAUUCAACUCCAGCUUGCACAAGCCCUAGGACACCUGCACAGCCACGGUGUGAUCCACAAGGACAUUGCGGCCCGUAACUGUGUAAUUGACGAUCAACUGCGAGUGAAGCUAGCGGAUAACUCUCUUUCGCGCGAUCUCUUCCCCGGCGACUACUACUGCCUCGGGGACAGCGAAAACCGACCGAUUAAGUGGCUCGCUCUGGAGUCGAUCCAGUACAAACAGUUCAGCGAAGCUUCCGACACGUGGGCGUUUGGUGUUCUCAUGUGGGAAUUGUGUACCCUGGCGCGACAGCCGUACGCAGAGGUCGAUCCGUUUGAGAUGGAACACUAUCUGCUUGAUGGCUAUCGGUUAGCGCAACCAAUCAACUGUCCAGAUGAGCUAUUCGCAAUAAUGGCCUACUGCUGGACGAUGCUACCGAUGGAGCGACCCUCGUUCGAACAGCUGCAGAUCUGUCUGCAGGAUUUCUACGCACAGCUGACACGCUACGUCUAGAGAUUGGGCAGCUCUGGUCAACGGUUCUACAUGUUUCUUACGCCAAACCGUCACCACCACACACAGAACGCCGGAUUCCGCUAUGAUCGCUAUUACUAGCCCUAGUAACGCCCCCAUUCCUCCAUCCAGUGUACAGUAUGUUUAACUAGUUGCAGAAAAUCAAUUCUAGGAUCAACGUUCAUAAUGAAGGCAGCCUAAUUGACGCCAUUGAAAAUGCUUCACGAAUGAUCACAAAACAAGACUGCGAAGGUUACAUUAUUAAAAUGGUGAAGUACACCACUAAUCACUUGAAGAAUGUGCCUUGUAUAGGGUUUAAGAUGUAUUUAAUAAUGUAAAAAUUAAUAGGAAAUGAAUUUUUGUUUUUUUCUGUUAUUUAUCAUUAUUUACAAAAAUCGCGAUGUUCCUAUGUUGUCCGUAAGUUUGAAUGUAAAUAUGAUAUGCAAC
This is a messenger RNA of Anopheles coustani, 2085 nucleotides long. Its product is annotated as tyrosine-protein kinase Dnt-like. Gene Ontology annotation, molecular function: protein kinase activity; ATP binding. The coding region runs from base 1 to 1641 and encodes 546 amino acids. Lineage: Eukaryota; Metazoa; Arthropoda; Insecta; Diptera; Culicidae. Gene Ontology annotation, biological process: cell surface receptor protein tyrosine kinase signaling pathway; multicellular organism development; positive regulation of kinase activity. The record is from RefSeq and is a predicted model, not a curated record. The transcript has 6 exons. Gene Ontology annotation, cellular component: signaling receptor complex.